AUGAUUCAAAUUUAUUCAUACUUCGAAGCAAAACACUACGAAAGUAGUGAAACCAAUGACUUAGAAAUUGCCUUCAAUGCCCAACUUCUAAUCAAGUACUGCCAAGAAACCAAGUUCGUUGCUUUUCGAGAGUUCAGCGUCCAGGAUGUUCAAGUGCUAGAAGCAGAAGGCAUUAAAGUCAGUCUUAAUGACCUUGAACUAGAAGUUGGUGGGCCGGUUCCGGUCAAAGGAUUCGUGGAGGAUGUAGAGAAAGUUCUUUCGAAGGCUUUGCUUGAAGCUCAAAUAGGCUAUGGCUUCCCACACUAGUUUUUAGAGCAUCCUGGGGCGGAUUACUCGGAUGUAAGGAACGCUUACUUGGAAUUGGUUAGAUGAGAUGGGAAGCUUGAGGGGCGGGACGAAGAAGAAAUUCUGGAGUCAUUUGGAACCACCGGAUACGAAGAACCCGACCGCGCAAGUCCUACUGCCCCGUCCACUAGAACUACAGCUGCUCAAAAGGUCAAACAGACACUACGGAGCACUUCAGAAAACUAUAUUCUGGAAGCCACGGUAAAUUUUAUCAAGGCUAAAAGAUCGACCACUAUUGCAGGACCCGAGUUAACAGCAAGCGUGAUGAAGUUAGUGGGGAGUAUAGAGCUCAAGGUUUGGAGGAAAUACAUAAAGACAGAAACCUUACAAACAAAACCGUGCAACAGCGGAUCAAGGAUGACCGGAAGACGACCCAGUCGGACUUAGCGAAGGUUCUUGGCAACGAUGAAGCAGCGGCUGAAUUUUCUUUGAAGGUGGAUAGAUUCCUCACUAGGGCCUGGGUUAAUAUUGGCUGGUUUUCGUUAAAGUGA
Messenger RNA from Hymenoscyphus albidus, 836 nucleotides. The record is from the annotation of a GenBank genome assembly. NCBI's taxonomy places the organism in Eukaryota, Fungi, Ascomycota, Leotiomycetes, Helotiales, Helotiaceae.